AUAUUUUAUUAAACUGCAGCCUGAAUAAAAUGCAGCUACUAGCAUGUUUAGAAGUCUGGAUUGCUUCAUGUGUGUUUUGCUCGUUGCUGCUGACUCAGUGAUAUAAAAAGCACCUCUUUGCAUGCAGCAUGGGGACUGAUGCAUCUAAAACCCAUUAGCAGUAAACUUGCUAGUAUCAAAGGAAGAAAAACCUUUUCAAGCCUGUUACAAGAGACUGUAACAGCAGGGGGCCUCCAGUUUAUUGUUUUGUCCUGGGGCCCAAGGUUUCUGGCGGCGCUGAGUCCAGUGGAGCUUCCUCCUUUCAAAGCCUUCUGCUUUUAGUAGCUUCCUGUUUUAUUUUGGAGAGUGUGGGGUUUUCUCCUCACUUCCUGUUCCUGAGGCUCCUGUCAGUUCUGUUUUAUCUGGUUGGGUUUGGUGUUGAGUUACAGGAAGCAGCAGAGGCCAGCAGGGACGCUCCUGAAUUAUUGAUCGCUCUCAAAGCUUUUAUUUUCUUCCUGGGACGACGGCAGCAGCAUCCACCUGAGAUUUCCCAGGAGGCCUCAGUCACCAGGUCGCCACGGAAACAAGAUAAAGCUGACAAGGACGAAGAUGAGUCCAGUCGAAGCACAUGACCCUGACGCUCUCCAACAGGAAAACACACCCCGACCCCCCACCCGCUAAUCCCCCCAUUGAUCUGCAGACUCAGCGCUAAUCUGGAGUUUCCUUCACAGCCGAAUUUCAAAAUAAAACCACUGGAUUACAUCUCCUGCUCAUUAAGGUGCCUGUGGUAACCAUAUUUAUCUCUGAGCCAAAUAUCUAGAUUGACACUAAUUCACUUGCUGAUAACCGGACGUGGACCACCAAAAUAAAAGCUGGGUCUUCAUAAACCGCCGUGUUUCAUCAUCGUCGUUCAGUUGUAAACAGAACGAGUCGAGAUGCUUCAGCAUCUCACCAGCAGGCCUUUAUUUUGAAAGUCCUCCUCCCUCCACCUAUUUCAAAGUAAAUGUCCAUUUUGGCUAAACGUUUAGCGCUGAGAUAACUGAAUAGUUUGGAGCUGAAUAUUCAGUAGUUUGUAGAUCACAUUUCAGCAACACGUCGUUUAAAGGGGCUCAGCGUUUCGGCUGUUCCAGAUCUGUGGUGCAUAGAAGCUGAAAGCCGCGUCUCCAUGUUUGGUUCUGGUUCUGAUCCAGACCCAGCAGAUCUUUACUCCGUUCAGCCAUUUACUGACGACCAGAGAAGGAAUGUAGAACUAGGUGAUGUAGAUCUUCCUGGUCUCUGAUCUCUGUUCAGUUAUAGAUGGGGUCAAAGGUCACCUGGUGACAUCAUAACGUGGAGCUGUGUAUCGUCUGCGUCGCCAUGGUAACUGAUCUUGCUUCCUGCUGUAACUUGAGCCAGUGGGAGAUUAUAGAUAUAUAAUCAGAGGACGGAGCCUUGGGGAACCCCACACGUGACCUCUGACCUCUGGAUGAGACGUUUCCUAUUGAAACAGAAAUCCCGGUUCUUCAGGUCGGACUGGAAACAGUGGAGUUCUGGACUGGAGAGUCCGACCCAGUUCUCCAGUCGGUUCAGUAACAUGAUCAGAACCAGAACCAGUUCUGUGGUUCUUCCACCGUCUGUGUUUAUAUGGCUAAACUAGGGCUUUGACUAGGCCGGUCUCAGUGCUGCGGUAACCAUGGAAACCAGCUGCAGGUUGGAGAUCCAGACUGAUUCUACCGGGUCUGGUACCUGCUGCUUCUGAAACACCUGACCAGGUGAGAAGGCUGGACGUUCAGACGGAGCUUAAUGAUUUAUAACUGGGUUUAUGGUGGAUGUGGAGAUUAAAUCUCAUUUCUAAAAAGCUAACUUUGAUUAUUGCUGAGUUAAACACGUUUAGUAUGAAACUUGAUGAGUUAAUCCAGCAGGGCGGCGCUGUCUCUGAAAAUAUGGCUGUUUUCCUCUUUAAAGAAUUAAAUCAUCUGAAUAAUUAACUGAACAUGAUGAUACUUAAUCAGAGGGACUCUCGGUUCUGUUGGACUGGACUCAGAACCAGCAGGUGGUUAGAACCUGUUGAUGACGUCAAACGGUGUUGCAGCAUCACCUGGACAGGUGUAGGUCAAAGUUCACUUCGGUUCUUUGAUGCCAGCAGCAAGGGAGUGACUGGCAGCUUCUAGAACAAUAAUGUCGUUGGAAUUUUAUUGUGAAGGGCCGGCUUCCGGUGCAGCAGCCCACCUGCACGCACCUUGACGCAGCUCAGAGGCCAGUCGGCAUGACAACGCGCUCUCCAGGGCAAACCGGGAACAGCUGAUGGAGGAGGAGGAUGGCAGCUCAGCAUGUCCAGUAACGGAACCCGCGCAGAAAGCAGAACCGCCGCCGGUUCGGUCCAACUCCCGGCCAUGGAGAGAGCGCGGCCCAUCACGGUGAAGGUGUCCGCGGUGAGCCUGGCGCUCAGCUCGCUGUCCCUGCUGCUGCUGGUCACCGCCAUCUCCACCGACCACUGGUACCAGACCGACACCCGCAGGCACAAGCAGAACUGCGACGGUUCCGACUCCAACGACCAGAAGAACCGGGAGAUGCCCAUCUACCACCUGCCGCUGGUGGACACCGGCGGCGCCGCGGCCCGGCAGCGGGACGUGGCGCUGAUGAAGCCCGUGCAUGUGGGCAGCAGGGAGGAGGAGCUGCUGGAGAACUGGCGGGCCAUCCUGGGGAUGGGCAUCCUGGAGACGGAGUGCGGCAGGCCGCUGUUCUCCACGCACUCCGGCCUCUGGAGGAAGUGCUACUUCAAGGGACUGGACCCGGACAUCGACAAGCUGAUCGACCGGGGUAUCGCUGAUCGCUGCACGGCUGUGAAGUACCACUUCUCUCAGCCAAUCAGAUUAAGGAACAUCCCUCUGAACCUGACCAGGACCAUCCAGCAGGACGAGUGGCACCUGCUGCAUCUGCGCCGCAUCACGGCGGGCUUCCUGGGCAUGGCGGCCGCCGUCCUGCUGUGCGGCAGCAUCGUGGCGUCGGUCGGCUUCUUCUGGGAGGAGAGUCUGACUCAGCACGUCUCUGGCCUGCUCUUCCUCAUGGCAGGGAUCUUCUGCACCAUUUCUCUGUGCACAUAUGCAGCCAGCGUGACCUACGACCUCUCCAGGAACCCGCCCUUCAUCUACGGCCUCCCAUCCGACGUGGACCACGGCUACGGCUGGUCCAUCUGCUGCGCCUGGGCCAGCCUGGGUCUGACCGUCGCCUCCGGCUGCCUCGGAACCGCCUUCCCCUUCCUCAGCCGGGCCGGCGCGCUCGGAUCUAAAACGGCCCGUGAAUCCUCCGUGUGAGCCGCCGGAACCGGCCGCGACUUUGGACCUCAGGUGGACAGACUCACCUGUCUGUAGAUCCUUUGUGUAGGUAGCGCCCCCUGGUGGAGGUAAACUGAGGAAGCGUUACCUGAAUCCAGUUGGGCUUUGACCACUGCAGACUUUUCUACUAUGACAUCACAGAUGGGCGUGGCCACACCUUAUGCCGCUAGUCACAGUUUCUCCUGAGAGCUUUUAUUUUGAAGGAUGAGGAAUGUUUCUCAUUCCACUGGGGGUUCCUCCCCUCUGCCCAUGUCUGGACUUGUUAAAAAUCACAGCUUCUCUGGACUUGUUAGCUCGACUCGUUAACGGCUCUGGACUCGUUAACUCGACUCGUUAACGGCUCUGGACUCGUUAGCUCGACUCGUUAACGGCUCUGGACUCGUUAACUCGACUCGUUAACGUCUCUGGACUCAUUAACGUCUCUGGACUCGUUAACUCGACUCGUUAACGUCUCUGGACUCGUUAACUCGACUCGUUAACGUCUCUGGACUCGUUAACUCGAC
Molecule: messenger RNA, 3796 nt
Organism: Poecilia reticulata (guppy)
Lineage: Eukaryota; Metazoa; Chordata; Actinopteri; Cyprinodontiformes; Poeciliidae
Gene: tmem178a
Product: transmembrane protein 178a
Biological process (GO): negative regulation of osteoclast differentiation; regulation of cytosolic calcium ion concentration
Cellular component (GO): endoplasmic reticulum membrane
Source: RefSeq, a predicted model, not a curated record